Molecule: messenger RNA, 1035 nt
Organism: Mycena citricolor
Lineage: Eukaryota; Fungi; Basidiomycota; Agaricomycetes; Agaricales; Mycenaceae
Source: the annotation of a GenBank genome assembly
CGCAUUGAAGCCGCUUCAACUUGUAUUCUUAUCUCAUUCAUACUGACGGUCAUGAGUCUUGCCUUCGUCCACGCGCAUGACUGUGCAGAACCAGCCCCGCUAGCCCACUCCGACGCGAUCUGGGGCGCGUCAUGGACUGCACUCGACACUGUCGUCUCCGUCUCCGCUGAUGGCUCGAUCAAGCAGUGGAACUCCUCGACCGGCCAGCGGCAUCCCGCGAACGCAGAGUUCCCUCCCCCCCACACUCUAGCGCUCGUCUCCCUCUCCGUCGCCCCGGAUGGCACACGCGCACUGUACAACAGCAUAGAAGGACUGACGGCGCUCUGGGAUCUUACGAAUGGGCAGGUGGCGGCCAAGUUCGAGAGCUAUGCGCGUGGAACGGAGGGCGCGGAGCCAUGCAAGUCAUGGUCCGUUUCGCUUCACCCGCAAGGCGAGACCUAUGCGGCGACGAGUAGCUCAGGGAAUGUAUCGAUUUAUUCGGCGAAUCCCGAGACGUUUGGAAAGCGGGUUGCAUCGCUCGCGUCGGGGCGGUCCAAGUUCGGGAUGAAAUGUAAACACAGUCCUGACGGAAAACGCGUCGCACUCUCAACGGAGGCGGGCCAGAUUUACAUCUUCGAUCUCGAAGCUGGCGCGCUUUCUGCGACCUACACGUCGCAUGCACUCGCUGUUCGAGCACUGUCCUGGUCGGCGGACUCCAGCUUGUUGUUGAGCGGAUCAGACGACAAGCGUCUCGUGCUGCACGACGUGCGGACAUCACAAGGUGGAACAGUGGCCUCAUUUACGGGCCACUCUUCGUGGGUGCUGAGCACAGAUAUAUCCCAAGAUGGAAAGCUUGGGCUAUCGGGAUCGGCGGACAAGUCGAUCAAAGUGUGGGAUAUUGGUGCAAGAGCAGCGGUCUCUACAGUCCAGGACACAGGCGAGGUGUGGUCUGUCUCCUGGCGACCAAAACCCUCUGCUGGAGGCGCCGGUGCCUUCAUCAGUGGUGGACAGGACGGUGUUGUGAGAUGGUGGCGCGGCGCAGGUGUCACGGUCUGA